AUGGUAGGCAGGGCUAGGGCGUGCGCAACACGCCAACCGCGAGCGCACAAGGCCAGUGCCCCACGUACAAACACAGCCGACGAGCGCGCCGGGAGCUAUACCUUCCCGCCAGUCGAGCCACACAUGCGCCGCCCGGAGCAGGUUAGGAGGGCGCCGUCCCCCGUGGAGUACGACAGCCGGAUCUACCCAGGAUCGGAGGCUGCGUCGCCUGCGCCGUUCAAUGUUGGUCGUCGGUUCUCGGUAAGCGCCGUUCGCAUGGCGUCGCGCUCGCCCCCGGAGCCCCCGCACGCGCGCUUGACACUCGCUGUGCACCCUACGGCACGGGAGCGCAAGCUCUCUGGACCGGGUUACCCCCCGCCGCCGUUGGCGCAUCCAGGGGCAUAUGGGAGGGAUAGGGAUAGGCAAGUCCGUGCGCCGAAGGCGACAACGAGCUCGUCGCAGUCGAUGUCGCGCGGGUCCGUGGCUGUGACGCACUUACACCCGUCCAACGAGGAUUCUAGCCCGGAGUGA
Messenger RNA from Fomitopsis serialis, 510 nucleotides. RefSeq lists its product as uncharacterized. The transcript has a single exon. The record is from RefSeq and is a predicted model, not a curated record. NCBI's taxonomy places the organism in Eukaryota, Fungi, Basidiomycota, Agaricomycetes, Polyporales, Fomitopsidaceae. The coding region runs from base 1 to 510 and encodes 169 amino acids.